AAUAUAAGCUCUGAAUAUUUGCCAGGCAAUCUCUAUUUUAACAGCUGGAUGAACGAUUGAGUUAAGUAUGGAUAAUCGUUCCUUGUUUCCAAACACAGCACUACCUAAAGCAGCUCUAUUUAAAGUUUUAUCCUCUUCAUUUAAUAAGUUUGGUACCACCUCUUGAAAUGCUGCCACAAUUUGAUGAUAGGCUCUUUUACCAGGUUGGACUACUUCUCUUGCAAUCAAAUCAGCAUCCACUAUAGUUAACUUGUAUUCAUCUUUAAGAUAAUUGACAACAGUUGAUUUACCUGAGGCAAUUCCUCCUGUUAAUCCCACAAUAAGCAUGCCUAGCUGUCUAAUGAAUAUAAUCGAUGAUUCAUAUCUAUCAAUCCAUUUUUGAUGUUUUUGUGCGAGAGAUAUCAAAAUUGAAAAAAAAAAAUAUUGGUGUAAUGAAAUAUUUAUCUACAACGAUAUAACUAUCAUCAGAUGUCUAAAGUUCCAAAGGUGUUCAUCCUUGGGGCAGGGUCCAUGGGAUGCUUGGUGGGACAUGAAUUAACCCAAGCCUUUGGUAAUCAGGUUAAUCCAGUGUUAUUAUUCAGAAAUCAAGCCGUAGUUGAUUUAUAUAAUUCCCAAGGUUCAGAAAUAUCGAUAGUCAAAUCAAAGAACUCAAACAUUACAACUACUAAGACUCAUAUAGAGGCAGCAUGUAAGCCACCUAAUCAUAAUGGAAGUAAAGUCACCAUAGAUAAUUUGAUUUUAUCUACCAAGACAUAUCAAUCGAUUGCAGCAUUGGAAAAUUAUAUACCACAUUUAACCAAAGAUUCAAAUAUUUUAAUAUUGCAGAAUGGGAUGGGAGUUGCUCCGUUGUUAACGGAGAAGUUUUGGCCGUCAGGUUGGAAUAGACCUAAUAUAUUUCAAGCCGUUGCUACUCAUGGUGCUUAUAAAACAGCCCUAAAUGUGAUUCAUUUUGCAGCUCCAGGCAAAAUGUCUAUUUCUUAUAUACCUAAACCAACAGAUAAGAAAGAUACUGAAGUUGUGAUUCCUGAUUUCAUUGAUCAAAUCUUACAGACUCCAUCUUUAAAUACUACUUAUGAGAAGUAUGAGAAUUUCCUUUUAAUUCAAAUGGAGAAAUUAGUAGUUAAUGCAACUAUUAAUCCUAUAACUGCUUUAUUGGAUUGUUUUAACGGUGAUCUUCUUUAUGCUGAUAGAAUAAGUGCUUUACUGAAAAGGAUUAUCAAAGAAGCAGUCAAUUGUUUCUUUGCUGAGUAUAAGAUUUUAGCAACCAUUCCUGAUGCUCAUGCAUAUUUAUCCCCCGAUAGAUUGUUAGAUGUGGUACUUACUAUGUGUAAGACUACAGCUCAAAAUAGUUCAUCGAUGAGAGAAGAUGUUAGACAUUUAAAUGAUACUGAAAUCGAUUAUAUCAACGGUUACAUUGUUAAAUUAGGUAAAAAGCAUGAUCUUAGCGUAACUACCAAUAUGAAUAUUGUUGAUUUAGUUAAGAAUAAAUUAGCUAUAGAUAGAGCUGUUGAAAGACAAGCAGCAAAAUUAGUCAUUAAACCAUAGAGGACUCUUUCUUGU
Messenger RNA from Scheffersomyces coipomensis, 1560 nucleotides. Its product is annotated as 2-dehydropantoate 2-reductase. The transcript has a single exon. The coding region runs from base 469 to 1545 and encodes 358 amino acids. Gene Ontology annotation, molecular function: 2-dehydropantoate 2-reductase activity; NADP binding. Gene Ontology annotation, cellular component: mitochondrion; cytoplasm. NCBI's taxonomy places the organism in Eukaryota, Fungi, Ascomycota, Pichiomycetes, Serinales, Debaryomycetaceae. The record is from RefSeq and is a predicted model, not a curated record. Gene Ontology annotation, biological process: pantothenate biosynthetic process.